UGUGUGUACUCUAUGAUUGUUAGGUUAAUCUAUAUGUUGUUUAUGUUCAUAGUUAUACUGCUUAACGCAUUAUAGUUUGCAAAUUACACACGUCGUAUUUAUUACUAACUUGACUCUUGAAUAUUGCGUGUGCUUGCUAGACGACAAUCUUUGCAUCCCUUCUAGCCACAGUAGUUUUGAAACUCAGGAAGUUUUUAUACAUUAUUUUGUAAUGAUUCUCAUCUGAAAAUGAUGGAACUUUUACAUUGUCUAGUUGUUUUGUGUGAUAGCAUGAAUUUCAGGUCAGCCAACAAGGGAAUGGUGGCAGCGGAAAGAAUGUCAACUAUUUCUUUUAAUAUCUCCUUGUGGACUUUGGUGGAGGUCAAACUUUUCAACUCGCAUACCGUGAUAAGUUCUCACGCGUCGCUAUACUAGAGCACUCGUUCACCCUUUUUGUGUUCUUGACGAGGGCUGGUUGGUACUGGUCGAUGAAGCGAGAGAUCCGCAUUUGGCGACUGCGGGAUCCGUUAACUUGAGCAUGUUUCAGUGAGGAAUUGGAACGUGCAUAAGCGAACAUAGAGCUUCCGAUGCUGUAGGAAUCGGCGAAUUGUGCUUCUUGUUUUCGAUGGUUGUCUAGGUUCCACCAAUUGAUACUCGGAGGAUGGAACAUGACUCGAAGUUAUAGAAUCUGCCAGAGAAUGCUGGGGGGCGUUUUCUGAGAAUAGAUUCAUAUCAGCAGCAUUGCAGACACACAGGAUGAUCGAAGCUUGUCAAUUGAGACUCGAGGUACUAGGGGUGCGACUGUUGGCAAACUGAAUGCCAGGCUGUACAGGAACCCAUUUAUCGGAGUUUGCACUCGGGAUUCUGUGAUACCGAUGCCUCCUCCUGAGACCUUUCGUGAUACAACGCAAUGGCUAGACUGAGAUUUAGAUGUAGACUUGCAGUGUGCCUGCGCUUGAGGGCCGCAGAAUUGUAAAAGAGCAGAGGAUCGGAUUUAUCGCGCAUUGCCAGGGUGCAGCCCAACAAGUUGUUUUUUUCCCUUUUCUACUUUCGAUUUGUAGAUCUAGUCAAGAUGUGGAAACUAUCCAAGGGGUCUGGGAACCGAACUGUGCCAGGCUUCAAAGAUUUCACCGUGAGAAAGGGUCACGUCAUUCUUGGAUUCGCCUUCUGUGUCAUUUGUGUUAUCGCAGGUCUCAGUUGCAGUUAUCGCUUGAGCAAUUCGGAACCUACUGAAGUCAGGCGUCUCUCGACGGGUUCACUCUUACCCCACCUCCGUAUCCUGACCUCGCAAGCUUAUAGCGACGAUGAAGUCCCAACCACUGAGAGAGCAUCGGAGAGCAUGGAUUCGAGGACAGUUGUGGAGUCCCUCGAAGAUGUCAAGCUCGGUGAUGAGAAUGAUGGAGUUCCCCAAGGGUGUGACUCAAAUGCCGAACUCAAAGUGUACAUGUACGAUCUCCCUCCAGAGUUUCACUACGGCAUGAUUUCGGCGUUUGAGCCCAAGAUAGGUAAAAUCUGGCCCGCUAAUGCAUCGCAGAUACCGCCAUAUCCCGGGGGGCUUUACCAGCAACACAGCCCGGAAUAUUGGCUAACCUCAGACCUUCUCACGUCCAACAUGCAGAAUCGCGAAGCUCCUUGCACUGCAUUUCGCGUUGAGAGGUGGGAGGAUGCAGAUUUUGUGUUUGUACCAUUCUUUGCGUCGCUGAGCUACAACAGGUACGGUAAAGUGACGGAUCAAAUGCUGGUGGAGGAGGGGAGUAACAUGAAACACUCACUGUACAAAGACAAGAACGAAGAGCUUCAGGCGAAGCUGGUUCAGUAUCUAGAGAAACACCCAGCAUGGAAAGCAUCGAACGGCAAGAAUCACGUAAUGGUGAUACACCACCCGAACAGCAUGCAAGCUGUGAGGGACCGCCUCCGCAAUGCACUGUACGUAGUUUCUGAUUUCGGGCGUUACGAAAAUGAGACGGCCAACAUUCGGAAGGACGUCGUUGCGCCUUACAAGCACGUGCUUCCCACUUUCACAGAUGAUUCGUCCUCCUUCCACACGAGAAGCACAGUCGUGUAUUUCCAGGGCUCCAUCGUGCGCAAAGAGGGAGGGAAGAUUCGUCAUGAGCUUUACGAUCUGCUAAAAGACGAGCCCGACGUUCAUUUCACCACUGGAAUUACCGCCUCUGAGGGGUUUCACAGCGCUACCCGUGGAAUGCGAUCUUCCAGGUUUUGCCUUAACUUGGCUGGUGACACCCCAUCCUCUAAUCGGCUGUUCGAUUCCAUUGCCAGUCAUUGUGUCCCAGUGAUAAUCAGCGACGACCUUGAGCUUCCCUUCGAGGACGAUCUCAACUACUCGAGCUUCUGCAUCUUCAUCAAUUCCACCAGAGCGCUGCAGCCGGGGUAUGUCAUCAACCUGCUGCGCAAUGUGAGCAGCGAGGAAUGGACCCUGAUGUGGGAGAGGCUGCUGGUCGUAGAGAGGCACUUUGAGUACCAGUUUCCCUCUGUGGCCAACGAUGCGGUGAACAUGGUGUGGAAAGCCAUUGCAAGAAAGCUCCCUGCCAUCAGAUUGACUAUCAAUAAGGAGCGGCGUUACAUGGCAAAGCCGUCCUGGCGUCGUAGUAAGCUGGGAGCCAUGUAAUAUAUGUAAUUCUGUGGUACAACUUUCUUUUUAGUGGCCAAUUCAAAUGUUUACGAAUUAUUGUAGAGCAGACGAUUGAAGGACAUUGCUUCACAUACUUAGCACGUCAAAUUUGUUGACCAAGGCAAAUUGACCAUUUUUUGGUAGAGCUAGGCACUCCAUUGAGUGCAUUUUAACAUUGAGAACAGAUCCGCUAAACGACGAAUUGUUUCUAUGUCGCAAGACAUAAAAUUCAACAAGAGGAAAACCUAAUUUCCUCUUUUGAACUUGUUAAAAGAGGAAAUUAAACGAGUACGUCAAUUUUGGAUGUCAAA
Molecule: messenger RNA, 2919 nt
Organism: Physcomitrium patens
Lineage: Eukaryota; Viridiplantae; Streptophyta; Bryopsida; Funariales; Funariaceae
Product: putative arabinosyltransferase ARAD1
Molecular function (GO): glycosyltransferase activity
Source: RefSeq, a predicted model, not a curated record